Molecule: messenger RNA, 1128 nt
Organism: Haliotis rufescens (red abalone)
Lineage: Eukaryota; Metazoa; Mollusca; Gastropoda; Lepetellida; Haliotidae
Product: extensin-like
Exons: 1
Coding region: 1-1128 (375 amino acids)
Source: RefSeq, a predicted model, not a curated record
AUGUCACAUCACCCCCUCAUCUCACCCACCUCACCACACCCACCAAUCCCACCUCACACUCUCAUCUCACCCACCUCACCACACCCACCUCACUCUCUCAUCUCACCAACCUCACCACCCCCACCCAUCCAACACCCCCCUCUCAUCUCACCCACCUCACCACACCCACCCAUCUCACACCACCCUCUCAUACAACACCCCUCCAUUUCACAUCAACCAUCCAUCUCACCCACCUCACCACACCCACCAAUCCCACAUCGUCCCCUCAUCUCAUCCACCUCACCACAUCCAUCCAACACCCCCUCUCAUCUCACCAACCUCACCACACCCACCAAUCCCACAUCGUCCUCUCAUCUCACCCACCUCACCACACCCAUCCAACACCCCCUCUCAUCUCACCCACCUCACCACAUCCACUCAUCUCACAUCACCCUCUCAUCUCACCCACCUUACCACACCCACCAAUCCCACAUCGUCCUCUCAUCUCACCCACUUCACCACACCCAUGCAUCUCACAUCACCCUCUCAUCUCACCCACCUCACCACACCCAUCCAACACCCCCUCUCAUCUCACCCACCUCACCACAUCCAUCCAACACCCUCUCUCAUCUCACCCACCUCACCACACCCACCAAUCCCACAUCAUCCUCUCAUCUCACCCACCUCACCACACCCAUCCAACACCCCCUCUCAUCUCACCCACCUCACCACAUCCAUCCAACACCCCCUCUCAUCUCACCCACCUCACCACACCCACCAAUCACACAUCGUCCUCUCAUCUCACCCACCUCACCACACCAAUCCAACACCCCCUUUCAUCUCACCCACCUCACCACAUCCAUCCAACACCCCCUCUCAUCUCACCCACCUCACCACACCCACCAAUCCCAUAUCGUCCUCUCAUCUCACCCACCUCACCACACCCAUCCAACACCCCCUCUCAUCUCACCCACCUCACCACACCCAUCAAUCCCAUAUCGUCCUCUCAUCUCACCACCCUCACCACACCCAUCCAACACCCCCUCUCAUCUCACUCACCUCACCACACCCACCAAUCCCACAUCGUCCUCUCAUCUCACCCACCUCACCACACCCAUCCAACACCCCCCUCUCAUCUCACCCACCUGA